AUGCCACAGUGCUCCGUACGCCACGCAUCAAUCCGCAGCUAUUUUGCGAGUCCAACUCCACCUCCAAGCAUCCCCCUUCUCACCAGCAACCGCAUCUCCGUCGAUGGUCAAUGCCCAACGAUGCGCGCUGUUGUUGCGUGCAUGCCGCAUUGCUUGCUGGUAUUUGUUCAACGCUGGGACUCUGCCAAUGUCGGUGCUUGGCGUGCAGGGAUUCUCUCUUCCGAAACUUUCCAAGUCAUCCGCACUUCUUCUCUUUCUACUCAACACGGAAUACACCCACCGCACACCCAUAAUCAUGGCUUCUGCAGUACACACAAUCUGAUGAUUUUUCAUCCCAUAUCGAGUGGGACACACACGCUGCUGAUCCCGGAUCGAUUCCUCGGCAGGCCGGGCACACACGCACCGGAUUGGCUUCGGAUUAUCGAUUUUGGACAGCAACCCUCCCCAUGCUUCAUUGCAGGUCCAGAUCCAGGUCACUUGUCGCGAUCAAGAGUACCAAUUUUGAUUGACGUACCAGCAGCAACAUUCCCCGAAAACUUGCUUACUCUUGCUUUGCGGCCAUUGAAGAAGAGCUGGACAGUCUGGGAUUGGCGAAGAACUGAGCACUCUGAUCCCGUUCAAGAGCUGAGCAACAGGAACCGGCUCACCAUGCUACCACCCACUCAUGAUUGGAGCAGUCGACUUGAUACGGAUGGAACUGAAAGACCUUGCCGUCCGCUCAUCUCCUCCGCGCUCAGAUCUGCAUGCAUGAGGCCGGCAAUGCUGCUGAUCGUUUUUCAUAGCACUUCCAGAGUCUGCAUAAAGCAAGCUGAAGGUCUGAUCGUCCGGAUGUCCUGGAAGCGCUGCGGUCUUCCUGAAUGGAGCUGA
Molecule: messenger RNA, 867 nt
Organism: Pseudocercospora fijiensis CIRAD86
Lineage: Eukaryota; Fungi; Ascomycota; Dothideomycetes; Mycosphaerellales; Mycosphaerellaceae
Exons: 4
Coding region: 1-867 (288 amino acids)
Source: RefSeq, a predicted model, not a curated record